This is a messenger RNA of Saccostrea echinata, 2485 nucleotides long. Its product is annotated as transcription initiation factor TFIID subunit 5-like. Bases 1 to 2067 code for a protein of 688 amino acids. Gene Ontology annotation, cellular component: transcription factor TFIID complex. Gene Ontology annotation, molecular function: RNA polymerase II general transcription initiation factor activity; protein binding. The transcript is spliced from 19 exons. Lineage: Eukaryota; Metazoa; Mollusca; Bivalvia; Ostreida; Ostreidae. The record is from RefSeq and is a predicted model, not a curated record. Gene Ontology annotation, biological process: transcription initiation at RNA polymerase II promoter.
AUGGCGGGCAACGAAGUUCCGUUCACUGGUUCUUUAACUUCACAAGGAAAUAUGCAACAAACUCUACCUCUCCAGAAUGCCCCCAAAGCUGAUGUUUCCGAUAAACAAACACUUUUGGCAGUUUUACAGUUUUUAAAGAAAAAUAACUUGAAGGGAACAGAAGAAUUGUUAAAGAGAGAAGCUUCCAUUAAAGAUGAUGAUGUGCGUCCACAAACAACAUCGCAAUCAGAAACUGAUGUGUCACAUGCUUUGGCAGCUUACAAAAGUGCAGAUGAUCCCAGUCGGUUUGCAGACUAUUAUACAGAUCUGAAAACAUUCAUAGAAUCUUGCUUAGAUGCUCAUAAGGUGGAACUUUCAAUGAUCCUCUAUCCAGUGUUCAUACACAUGUACCUUGAGAUGGUAUACAAUGAACAUGAAUCCUAUGCUAUACUGUUCUUCCGGAGAUUUUCUAAGGAGCAAGAGGACUUCUACCAGGAAGACUUAAGGAAAUUAUCUACUGUAACAAAGAAAGAACACAUGAAAGGAAAUGAGCUCAUGGAAAGCUUUAAAGCCAGCAAGUUUGUGAUGAAGAUGUCCAGAGACUCGUACAACCAUCUGAAGCGUUAUUUACAGGAAAAUAAAAUGAAGCCAUUGUUAAACAUCAUCCAAGAACAUCUUUUUAUUGAUGUAUUUGAUGGAGUACCCAGGACAAAACAACAGAUUGAGGCCACAAGUGGGGCAAUGUUAGGAGAGAGUGAAAGAGAUGCCAAUAAAGUGAAGGUAUUUUAUGGUCUGCUAAAGGAACCUGACAUUAACAUGCCAAUAGAAGACGAUGAUGAGCCAACAGAAGGAGAUGACAAACCAAAGAAAAAGAAGCCAAAGAAAGACCCCCUUAUGAUGAAGAAGUCCAAAAAUGAUCCUCAUGCUCCAGCACUCAACAGAAUUCCACUUCCUGAACAGAAAGACCAGGAUAAGAUGGAGAGGAUAAUUGCCUACAGAGAGGCAUUGAAGAGAGUGAAAGUUGGCAGAGAUAAUCUUCCAACAAUAUGUUUUUACACACUUCUCAAUACUUACCAAGGGGUUACCUCCAUUGACAUAUCAGAAGACUCCAGUUUACUUUGUGUAGGAUUUGCAGAUUCCACCAUUCGAGUGUUCACCAUCUCUGGCCAAAAACUCCGGGGUAUGAAGACUGCAGCAGAGCUAGAUAGCAUAGACAGAGAUGCAGAUGAUGUACUUGAGAGAAUGAUGGAUGACAGAACAGCCUCAGACUUCAAACUCCUAACAGGUCACAGUGGACCUGUGUAUGCUGCUCGUUUUAGCAAGGACAGGAAGUAUCUGGUGUCCUGUUCAGAAGAUGGCACAGUGAGGCUCUGGAGUUUGCUGACAUGGACAAACUUGGUUUGUUACAAGGGACAUAACCACCCAGUCUGGGAUGUAGAAUUUAGUCCGUAUGGUCACUAUUUUGUAUCAGUUGGACAUGACAGGACUGCCAGACUGUGGGCCACAGACCAUCAUGUCCCAAUCAGGAUAUUUUCAGGACAUCUUUCAGACAUGGAUUGUGUGAAGUUUCAUCCCAAUGCCAACUAUAUUGCUACAGGAUCCAAUGACCGUUUUAUAAGGCUCUGGGACAUUCUUAAUGGGAACUGUGUCCGGGUCUUCACUGGGCAUAAGGGAUCAGUACAAACACUUUGUUUUUCACCAGAAGGAAGGUUUUUAGCCUCCUCAGGUGUGGACUGUAUGGUACUGUUAUGGGAUAUCGCCACAGGGGGACUUCUAGCUCAAAUGAAAGGACAUACAGAAACUGUGUACACUCUGUGCUUUAGUCGAGAUGGAGGGGUUCUAUCAUCAGGUGGUUUAGACAACUGUGUUAAAUUGUGGGAUGUACUGAAAGUGUUACAAGAGGUGGACACAGAAGCCGACACCAGCAUACCAAGUUCUGUCCAUGUAAAUGACAGUCCAGGACUUCUGAUUGGUUCUUGGCCAACUAAAGCCACCCCUGUUCUCUGUGUUCACUUCACUCGCAAGAACCUCAUGAUAGCCAGUGGUCCAGCUGCUUUGAUGGAGGACAAGUCACCCCACAAAACUUGAAAUUCUUUUGAACUUUUGGGACCAUCUUCUACCAGAGACUAUGUGGUAGAUUGGAAAAUGAAAAUUGUGGCAUACCUUUAUGCAUCGUGAACAAGCUGCUUGAAACACAACUGGUAAUCUUGAUAUCAGGUGACUGUUGCCUAGUGGACAGAUAUGGUUACAAGUGUUUUGAAGUAAAAAAUUACAUGUAGGUGCAGGAAACCUGUUUACAAGGUUUAAGGAAUGCAAGGAGGAAAUAUUACUAGUAAUAGUGCUGUAAACCCUCAAAAUGUUCAAAUAUUUGUAAAAGGUUUAUACAUAUUCAUGUAGAAGCUAUGAUGCCUGGGUUUAAAAUGUUAAAUUUGUUUCAUGAUUGGUACUGUGUACUUUAAAAUGAACACUAUGAUGAUCAUGCAGAAUAAAAAACAUCAGAAAAACA